Phialemonium atrogriseum is the source of this 423-nucleotide messenger RNA. RefSeq lists its product as uncharacterized. The coding region runs from base 1 to 423 and encodes 140 amino acids. The transcript has 5 exons. NCBI's taxonomy places the organism in Eukaryota, Fungi, Ascomycota, Sordariomycetes, Cephalothecales, Cephalothecaceae. The record is from RefSeq and is a predicted model, not a curated record.
AUGCCGGUGUUGGCUGUCCAGGGCUUCAGGAUGCUGCGUGACGACCUGAACAAAUUCCUCGUGGACAACGGGCUGUCAAAACGGGAUGACGAUGGGGUUUCUGAAGAGGAGGAAGAGGAGAUUGUCUUCGUUUGCUUCCACUGGGUUUACCUUCUCUCCAACAAGAGGAUCGACAACGAACUGGACAAGCCAGUUCCCACGUCCUUUGAGCAUCUCCGUCAGAUGCUCCAGGUCCAAUCGCCUAUCUGCCAGUACCUCUUGAAGACUGAUAAACCGACUAAGUGGAAUUUGGAAGGGCUAAAUGAGCAGCUAAAUAAGCCUGGCGACAACAACGGGCUGUCACAGGGAUAUGACUCCACUGCUUACAAUUUGAUGCUUCUGCCCGCGACAAUGAUUAAGCCUUCGCUGCCUACGAGGGCAUGA